Peromyscus maniculatus bairdii (prairie deer mouse) is the source of this 4395-nucleotide messenger RNA. RefSeq names its product zinc finger protein 205 (gene Znf205). Lineage: Eukaryota; Metazoa; Chordata; Mammalia; Rodentia; Cricetidae. Gene Ontology annotation, cellular component: nucleus. Gene Ontology annotation, biological process: regulation of DNA-templated transcription. The record is from RefSeq and is a predicted model, not a curated record.
GGGAUGGUUGGGAAAGCAGCUGGAAAUCGGCUUGUGCAGUCAGCUUGCAGAAGGGGCUUCAGGCUGACAGGAGAGAAUGAGGGGGCUGAACCCAGGAUGGGGAAGGUGAGGACAUGGUCCACCGGACCAUGACCAGGAUGAACGUCCCCGAGGGGAAGCCGCAGCUUCGAGAGAACUGCUGAGAGCGGGCAGCUGAGUGGUGGGUUCCAGGCGAGGCUGUGUCCACCUGGGGCACACGGCAGGCACCACCGCACUGGCACCUCUUUUGUGGGCUCUCGGAGAACUUUCUGCGCCUCGUGACAAGAGACCCUGAUUCCGACUUAGCCCUCACUUUCCCUGAGCUGGCUUCACUGAGAUUUGAGGCUCUUGCUUCAGUGACAAAGGGGACAAUACCAUUCCUUUCAAAGAAACCAGAAAACAUCAUCCAGCACGGGCUCCACAGGGUCCUGCAGACUUCAUUUGCACUCUGGUCAGACGUAAGGAGUGCUGGAGCACUUCGGAGAAGAUGUCUACAGACAGUAAAAGCAUCCCGGCUGCUGAGAGCAAGGAGAAAACCCAUGAGGUUCCAGGUCAUGGGCAGUGCUGUGGAGACAUGCUCUCUGGGCAGGAGGAGACAGCCGUGGCAGCCUCUCAGGAGUCAACACAUCUUAAGGCAGAGCCAGAAGAACCACACCCUGAGGAGGUAUCACUGGAGGACAGAGCUCCAGGAACACAGGGCUGGAUGCCCCGGAGUCCUGGCUCUAAGGAGAAAGCCCUGUUCCUGCCUGGCGGAGCUCUUCCCUCACCCUGGAUUCCAGUACUUUCCCGAGGGGGGAGGACCAGAGAACGACAGGUGGCCGCGGCCCUCCUCACUGCCUGGUCCCAGAUGCCGGUGACCUUUGAGGAUGUGGCUCUAUACCUCUCCCGGGAGGAGUGGGGAAGGCUGGACCACACACAGCAACAUUUCUACAGGGAUGUACUACAGGAGAAAAACGGGCUAGCCUUGGGGUUUCCGUUCAGCACACCUUUCUGGGUCCCCCAAGUUCAGGGGAAGGGCGAGGUGGCAAGUUCCAGCAGACCACCAGGUGCUGAGGAGAGAAGAGGCCUUGGUUCAGGAAUUGUGGAAAUGAGGAAGGUGGUACCAACCCUAGCCUUGGCAACCCUAGAGGAUACGAAACCCUUAAGGACCAGGGCCAGGUGCGCUCCGGGGGAAGCGUCACAGUGUGGUCAGCAAGUGGCUAGUGGCCCGGGUGCAAAGAUGGCCAGAGACUCAGGGGACGCCAGGCAGCCCAAGCCCUUUCCACCCGACACACAUCCUCUCAAGAACCCAGAGAACUGCGGCCCAGGGAAACCCAGCGAGGAGGAGAAGGGCGCCCUGGAAAGUGGCGAGGAAGGUCUUGUUGUGGACGGUGAAGCGGGCAGGAAGACAUACAAGUGCGAACAGUGUGGCAAGGGCUUCAGCUGGCACUCGCACCUGGUGACGCACCGGCGCACUCACACGGGCGAGAAGCCCUACACGUGCACGGACUGCGGCAAGCGCUUCGGCCGCAGCUCACACCUCAUCCAGCACCAGAUCAUCCACACGGGCGAGAAGCCCUACACCUGCCCCUCGUGUUGGAAGAGCUUCAGCCACCACUCCACGCUGAUCCAGCACCAGCGCAUCCACACCGGUGAGAAGCCGUACGUGUGCGACCGCUGCGCCAAGCGCUUCACCCGCCGCUCAGACCUGGUCACACACCAGGGCACUCACACGGGCGCCAAGCCGCACAAGUGCCCCGCCUGCGGCAAGUGCUUCACGCAGAGCUCCGCCCUGGUCACGCACCAGCGCACCCACACCGGCGUCAAGCCCUACGCGUGCCCGGAGUGCGGCAAGUGCUUCAGCCAGCGCUCCAACCUCAUCGCGCACAAUCGCACGCACACGGGCGAGAAGCCCUACCACUGCCUCGACUGCGGCAAGAGCUUCAGCCACAGCUCGCACCUCACCGCCCACCAGCGCACCCACCGCGGUGUGCGGCCCUACUCCUGCCCGCUCUGCGGCAAGAGCUUCAGCCGCCGCUCCAACCUGCACCGGCACGAGAAGAUCCACACCACCGGGCCCAAGGCCUUGGCCAUGCUCAUGCUGGGGGCGGCAGCGGCAGCGGCAGCGGGGGCGCUCACCGCACCCCCACCUGCUCCCACUUAGAAGCCACAGAGAGACAGAGAGCAGUAGAGUACCCAGGGUAGCGGGGACUGUCCCCGCUGAUGCUGGGGCCCGGGAAGAAGAUCCAGGGUCCUAGCCAGUGGGAUGGACCGGGAUGAGGGCGGGGAGCUGUAAGGGUCCAGCGCUGGCACCAGGUGGGACAUGGUGACGUGGGAGGAGAGGGCAAGCACUCUAGCUGCUGAUUAAAGGCCUUGGAUUUCAAGCUGUGGCCUGUGGCUCUGUCUGCCUGGUGCUUGAGCCGAUCUCUGAGCGUCCGUCCGGCAGCUCUUGGUUCCACCAGGGUCCUCGUUCAGGCAUUCCUGAGUCACCUCUUUUGGUCUGGAAGCCUCUCUUCCCUGACUCUUGGGGUCAGGGUCCCUUUUGUCAAAGGCCUAUUCCAGAACAUUGGGACCUUUUUUUAAAAAAAUAACUUUUGUGGUUGUUGGUAUCUAUGUAUGUGUAUGUGUGUGGGCACGCACGUGCCACAGCGCAUCGGUGGAAGUCAGUCAGAGGACAACAUUUCGAGUGUGGGUCCCAGGUAUGGAACUCAAGUUGUCAGGCUUGGUCGGCAGUAGGCAUCUUUACCUGCUGAGCCAUGUCACCCUGGUUUUGUUUUCUGAGACCCGGUUUCAUGUAACCUGGAACAAGCUUUGUAACCAAUGUUCCUGGCCUCUACCCUCUGCGUACUCCGAUUAUGGGUGUAAACCACCCAGCCCGUCUUGGGGCCAUUAGGUCUGUAAGCAAAGGCUCUGAGUUCAGGUUUCCCAGCUGGAAGACAGCCAGUCACUCCUGAAACUGAAGCCAGGGAAAGGGGUCCCAUCCGCUGGCAUCAUGUCCCAAGGGCACUUGGCACCCGCUGAGCCCUAGCCUCUGCUUUGGCUUUUACAUCGGGACCCCGAAGCAUCGAAUCUGCUGCCUCAGGCUCCUGGCUGUUGGGUGGGUGUCUCCUCUCCAUCUGCUCACCUUGGGGCCUGCCAGGGGACUGAGGGUUCCUCCAGGGACCGCUCAUCUCCUGGGUAUGUGCCGUUUAUAAUGUGCUGUACCUUCCCUUUUGAACAAAAGUUCUGAUUUUUAACCUCUAGCAUCCAUUCCCAUUUGCUCCUUUUAAAACCCAGGAUCCAGCCUGUGAUCCUGCACUGUGGCUCAGUUGCCAAGAGAACAUUCAGCUCUGCUAUCAGAGGCCUCAGGGAACCAUACUCUGUCUGCAGCUCUGGGUGGCGCCUAAGCUUCUAGGGGGUACAUUUCUGUAGCUUGACUACGAUACAGACAACAGUAACAAUAGCUGGCCGGGCAUGAAGCAGAGGCAGCAGAUACACUGUAUGCACUGUCUACAUUAAUUACCUCUACUCUCUGACUGGGAUUGUUGCCUAGGUUUUAUUUGUUUGUUUUAUGUGCAUUGGUGUUUUGCCUGCAUGUGUGUCUCUUAACGCUGAGCCACCUCUCCGGCCCCUGAAUCACAGGUCACACAACCAGAGGGCUGGAAUCGGUGGCAGAUUGGGUCUGGAAGGGUUGUUGCUGUGUUUUUGGUUUUUUGUUUUGUUUUUUUGUUUGUUUAUUUAGACAAAUUGUAUAGCUCUGGCUAUCCUGGAACAUGCUCAGGAGGCAGAAGUAGGCAGAUCUCUGAGUUCAAGGCCAGCCUGGUCUACAGAGCAAGUUUCAGGACAACCAGAGCUACACAGAGAAACCCUGUCUUGAACAAACAAAAAGUUUUAUUUAGACAGGAUCUCAGGGAGCUGAAGUUGGCCUGGAACUCAGUAAAGGAUGACUCUAACCACUGGUCAUACUGGCUCUGUCUCACAAAUGCUGGAAUUACAGAUGAUCUCUACCGUGCCUAGCUAGAUGGUUAUUUAUCAAAGAGGCCAGGAAGACAGACUGCUACCUCCAUCUUGUCUGCACCUGACCAAUGUCACUCAGCCAGCAAUGGGAUCUCUGUGUGGCUCAGUGUGAGGGGCUGAGGGGGCUCUCACCUGUGACGGGCUUCUCUCCAAGAACACUUUAAAGAGGGCGAAGGACUGCUUGCAAAGACUUGUCAAAAUUCGCGGGACCUUAGCGUACUGACUCACUAGCACGAUGGGUAUUGUGGACUGUGAUUUCAGUUCCUCAGGCUGUGUGCCUGGUGCACUGGGGAUGUGCAGUGACCCACUGGGACAGAUUACACAAGAGUACGUUCAGAAGAGAGGGGCGCCUUGAAAAUGUUUAACGAGCAACAAAUAAAAUGAAGUGUUAGUGCUGUGGGA